Messenger RNA from Rotaria sordida, 1908 nucleotides. The record is from the annotation of a GenBank genome assembly. NCBI's taxonomy places the organism in Eukaryota, Metazoa, Rotifera, Eurotatoria, Philodinida, Philodinidae.
AUGUCGGUAAAACGUAAGUAUGAUUUUGAUCAAGUUGAUUCAUCUGCAUCCACAACAUCAUUAUGUACCGGGGAUGGAUCAACGACAACAUCAUCUAUAACAACAGCAAAAUAUAUUAAAACUGAACCACUUCUUCAUCGAGUAUCAUCGAAUAAUAUUUUCUAUAAUCAUAAUUCACCAUCCAACGAUCAUAAUGAUCAUGUCAAUAUCAGUAAUAGUCCACCUUUAUCAAAUACUCAAGAAUCACAUGGCGAUCAUAUUGAAUCAAAUAUUCAUAAUAAUGAAACAAUAAUACCUGCAUCACCAACAAAUAAUAAUAAUAAUAAUAUUAAAACUAAUGAAAAAUAUUCAACUAAUACAAUACCUUCAAGUGAAUCUCGUCCAGAAAUAAAAGAAAUACCAUCUGAUUUAAAUCAACCACAACGAAAACGUCGUAAAAAUAUUCCAUCAUCAAAAAUAUCUCGAUCAUCAAUACCAUCAUCAUUAUCAACAACAACAACAACAACAAUGAUAUCAAAUAAUAAUAUAAAACUUGAAAAAAAUAUUCCACAAUUACCUACAAUUCCAACUAAUACAAUAUCAACAACAAAAACAAAUAUAACAAUGAUAUUUAAUUUAAUACGUUCAUUAUUAGAAGAAAAACAAUUUGAUAAUAAUGAUGAAAAUUUAAUAUCAACUAUUGAUUGUCUUAUUAAUAGUUUACAACAUUUACGUGAAAGAAUAAAUACAAAUGAAACAAAUAAUAAUAAUAAUAAUGAAAACAAUUCUUCAAUAAGAAAUUUUCAUAAUGAUGAUACAAUUCCAUUAAAUUUAUCAAAACCAAAAAUAAGACAUCAAACACGUUUAGCAUCAACAAAUAGUGAUGAUAUGAGUCCAAGUACAACAACAGUCAGUUCACCAUCACCAUCAGCACCAACUUUAUCAUUAGCAUCAACACUUUUUCCUUCACAAGCACUUUUUUAUGAGAAGCCUUUUUUUCCUCCAUUUGCAAUUCCUAAUAUGACUCAAUUACAAAAUUAUUUAAAAUUAUCAGCUGGAUCAGUAUCUAAUGAUUCAUUAAAUUCAAAAAAUGGAGAAAAUGGUUCUUCACGUUGUUCAUUAUCGCUUCCAUUUGUUGCUGGUCUAAAUAUGUGUACUUUUCCGCCGACAUCCAAUCAUCUCUCACAUCAUUCAAAUUUAUCAACAUCAUCACAUGAAACAGUACAUAUGAAUAAUAAUAAUAAUAAUAGCCAUCAUAAUAACAACAACAACAACAACAACAGUCAUCACUAUCGCGAUUCGUCCAUUGACAAAGACUCGUCAUUAGCUCGUCACAUAUCAACAAAUCGAAAGGAACGAAAUCAUCAUCAUCAUCAGCAUCAUACAUCAUCGAAUAGUUCAUCAAUUUUAACAAAUAAGAAUGGAAAUAAUGAAAUAAAUUCAACAGGUACAACAUCUUCAUCACCAGCAUCAUCUAAUGAUCAUAUAAAACGACCAAUGAAUGCAUUUAUGGUUUGGGCACGUGAAGAACGACGAAAAAUUUUAAAAGCAUGUCCUGAUAUGCAUAAUUCAAGUAUAAGUAAAAUCUUAGGUGCUCGAUGGAAAGCAAUGAGUAAUGAAGAAAAACAACCAUAUUAUGAAGAACAAUCACGUUUAAGUAAAGUUCACAUGGAAAAAUAUCCUGAUUAUCGAUAUAGACCGCGACCGAAACGAACAUGUGUCAUCGACGGUAAGAAAAUGCGUUGGUCAGAAUAUAAACAAAUGUUAAAACAACGAAAACAUAGUCCAUUUGAUGAUCGAUCAUCACCUGAUGGAAAUCAUUAUCUAAGUAUAAAAGAAGAUGAUGAUGAUGACGUUGUUGAUGACGAUGAUGAAUGUAGUACAGAUGGUAGUGACAAUUCUCAAAAGGCGCUUAUUUUUGCUGAUUAA